Molecule: messenger RNA, 360 nt
Organism: Trichechus manatus latirostris (Florida manatee)
Lineage: Eukaryota; Metazoa; Chordata; Mammalia; Sirenia; Trichechidae
Gene: TEX51
Product: testis expressed 51
Exons: 3
Coding region: 1-360 (119 amino acids)
Source: RefSeq, a predicted model, not a curated record
AUGCUCUUCUUCCUGCUCAGCUGUCUGCUGCCCGCCGCUGACGGAGGGAGUUGCUUCCGCUGCUGGCCCGAGCUGCCCGCACUGGUGGACUACGACUUGCAGGUUCUCUGGGGCACACCAGGGCCACCUGCAGAGCUCUCACAGAAUCGUGACCACCUGGAAGAAGAAGCAGCCAAAUUCUUCAAUAACAUAGACCUAGCCAUUAAGAAAUCACGAGAUGAUAAACUAGUACUUUUGGAUGAGAUUGACACCUUCAGGAAGAUCUUUUCUGAGAGACUGAACAAGAUAUCAGAGGCACUGAAGGAGAAGGGUGAGAGGUGGGGCUGGCCCCCAUCCACGCCUGACCUUCACCCUCCCUGA